Messenger RNA from Rhizophagus irregularis DAOM 181602=DAOM 197198, 680 nucleotides. RefSeq lists its product as uncharacterized. NCBI's taxonomy places the organism in Eukaryota, Fungi, Glomeromycota, Glomeromycetes, Glomerales, Glomeraceae. The record is from RefSeq and is a predicted model, not a curated record.
AUAUACUUAAAAACCAUAUACUUAAAAACCCAUUAAAUUUCAUAACAUAUAUUGUUAAAUUUAUUUGUAUUGUCUAAAGAUCAAGGUUUCACGAAUAAUUAUUCGUCUAAAAUCAUUAAACUGUAAAAUAAAAUAAUGAUAAUCAAUACUAAUAAAGGAGGUUCCGAACUUAACUUUGACAUAAAAAGUAAAUUUAUGCUCCAAAUUCGGAAAAUGAUAGUCUUAAACCAGGUUAUUGGUUCUAGACCUGAAACUAAUAUAAUUUAUGUUCCAGGUCAUGAUAAAAAACUCUUCCUUCAAAAAUUAAAAAACAUAACAAUUCCGCAGUAAAAUUUUAAUUUUAUUUUACUCAGUUUUUUAUUAAAAUGGAAGAUACAAGAAAAAUACAAAUAGCCGAAAAUAAGUUUCCUAUGCUUAUUAUGGGUGAUGAAAAUAGGUUUUUAAAAACUACAUAUUUCCAAUAUAUACAAUAUUGUGAAAGUCUUAGUGCUUCAUUUUUUAAGGGACGUUCAACAGAAGUUCAAAAUAAUAUUUUAAAAGCAAAUUUUGGAUUAACAAAUGAAGACAUACUCAGUUGGGAGAAUAGAGCCUCUCGUUACCAAAUGACUCCUCAAAGUUUCUCAUUUUUUUUACAUGUUGCUAUGUACUCUGCUUCUCAUGGUUUUAACGCAGUAUAUGAU